Messenger RNA from Impatiens glandulifera, 537 nucleotides. RefSeq names its product plant intracellular Ras-group-related LRR protein 6-like. The coding region runs from base 56 to 418 and encodes 120 amino acids. NCBI's taxonomy places the organism in Eukaryota, Viridiplantae, Streptophyta, Magnoliopsida, Ericales, Balsaminaceae. The transcript is spliced from 6 exons. Gene Ontology annotation, molecular function: protein binding. The record is from RefSeq and is a predicted model, not a curated record.
CCUCAACCUCUCCAACCGUUCACUAAGUGAAGUGCCAAAUGAAGUAUACAAAAGCAUGGAUGCUAUUGGAGGCAGUGAGAAAUGGUGGGAGACCGUGGAGCUACAGAAGCUUAUUUUAGCGCAUAAUAACAUUGAAUCGUUGAGGGAAGAUCUCAGAAACUUGCCUUUAUUGUCUGUACUUAAUGUUAGACACAACAAGCUAUCCCUCCUGCCGGCUGCCAUAGGCGAGCUUCACAUGCUAAAAUCAUUAGAUGUUUCAUUUAACAUGAUAUCCAGCAUACCUGAAGAAAUUGGAUCGGCAACUGCUUUGGUCAAGUUUAAAUGCUCAAAUAAUCAACUAAAAGAUCUUCCAGGCUCCAUAGGACGUUGUUCAGAUUUGUCAGAGUUCAAAGUGGAGGCCGAAGAGAAGAUCAAGUAGAUAAAAAUCAUCCAUUCCAAAUUUUUAUUUCAUUUUUGUUGUUCAAAACUACUUUGUUUGUUUGAGAUUUUUGUGACUAUGAUAUGAUUUUAUUAAAUAAUUUUAUAAGAUAAUUUUGU